CGGGUCCGGAAGUCGCAGCGUCGCCAUGAAGAACAGAGGACGGGGCACGGGGACAGUGGCCGCGAGUGCCGCGCCCGGCGGUCCCUCUAAGAGGACACUCGGGGCCAUUCUGCGCUCUCGGGCGCGUCUGAUGAGCUAGGGUGCGUAGUCUCAUCGCUCCCUGCUCCGUCGAGAGGCCGAAUGGGGAUGAUGGACGACCUUCUCAUUCCGCCCCUCAAUUUUGCCAUGGUCGAUCAGGGCGUGUACCGAUCGGGCUAUCCCAAUUCCAAGAAUUUCACUUUUCUGCACAAGCUGCGCUUGCGUUCCGUCAUAUACCUUUGCCCUGAACCAUAUCCAGAGUCUAACUUGGAGUUUCUGAAGAAAGACAAUAUUACUCUGUUUCACUUCGGCAUUGAAGGAAACAAGGAACCGUUUGUGGACAUUCCAGAAGAUGUUAUUAGAGAUGCUUUGAAAAUACUACUGGACGUCAAAAAUCACCCCAUUCUCAUUCACUGCAAUAAAGGAAAGCAUCGGACAGGUUGUCUUGUGGGUUGCUUGCGAAAGGUCCAGAACUGGUCUUUGACUUCCAUAUUUGAUGAGUAUCGACGAUUUGCCGGCACUAAGGUGCGCAUGCUCGAUCAACAGUUCAUGGAACUCUUCGAUGUUUCAUCGUUCAAGCAGUUGGCACGAGUGUGGACUUCUGGACGAGGGCGACCGAGAAAUGGUCAACUGACCGGUACAAGGGUGGAGCCUGCUCCACGGACCGGAAUUUCUACCUUGGAGAAUGCCGGAAUUGCUGUUUUGGCAAGGCCAUAGAAGUGACUGCAAGUAGAAUUUCUAUUAGUCUCAGCUUCCGGAGGCUGACGUGAGUACUCUCUGCGCACACUGCUUGAGAAGUUUGAAAAGGUCGCCUGAUUCUCCCUGUAUAUACCCAUCUUGUAGCUUUCAAGAAUCAGCUGACUCUUCCUUCAGGUUUACUACCUGUUCGGAAAGGGAAAGGGCUAGGCGUUUGAAGUUGGAAGUUGUUGCCCUGCCCAUGUAAUUUGUGGGGCGCUUUUGAUAGAUAUGUCUGUUUAUAGAAAACGUGGGUAACUUUUUAUACCCACACUGGAAUGGAAUUUUCUCGCCAGUUUAUAGGUUAGUGCCAGCAUCGUCUUCCAUCAACAUCAAUUUUUUUUCUAAGAGGAGAAGAGAAGAGGCAUCGUCUUCCUUCAACAUGAGUUUGUUUUCUGAAAAGAGAAGAGAAGAGGAAUUUUACCAUUUGAACAGAGUGCCUACUCACAGCAAGAAGGCAUAUAUUCUCGUUUUGUACCUAUAGAGAAUCAUCAGAAUCUAAUUUAGUGCCUGGUCGUAUGUACCUUAAGCUCUGGCACUACCUCUGUAAAAUGUGGGGCCCUCUAAAACAGAAACGACUGUUUGUAGAAAGUCGCACUGGCCUACGCCCACGAUGCGGUGAAACCUUCUCGCCAUGCUGAGAUGCUGUUGGUGGCGUGUUUUCGGUAUAUGUACAAAUUGAUUUGUGAAGGGAGAAAAGAAAGAAUGUACCAAUUGUGCAGAGGACCAACUCCAUGUAUGAAAUUCAGUUUUGUAUAUAUCAAGUACUACUCUUGAUU
This is a messenger RNA of Marchantia polymorpha subsp. ruderalis, 1592 nucleotides long. The record is from the annotation of a GenBank genome assembly. Lineage: Eukaryota; Viridiplantae; Streptophyta; Marchantiopsida; Marchantiales; Marchantiaceae.